AUGAAGUUUGCAGCCCCUCAGCCAAUAAGGCAGCCAUUAAAACAGAGAGAUAAGACCAAGCACUGUGCCUACCAUAGAGAUUAUGGGCAUGUGACUAAUGAUUGCAGAUCCUUUAGGCAGCAGGUGGAAAACAUGAUACUGAGGGGUAAAUUGGCAGAUUACCUUACAACGAAGGAGUACGUGAAGCCUCGGGAGGUCAACCCUCGGAAAGUCGAAGGGAAUCAAGUGAAGGUCAUCCAUGCAAUACAAGGAAGAUCGGAGGAUGAUCAGGAAUCAGAGGAGGUUUAUACGUCCCAACUGAGAACAGCCCAUAAGCUGAAGAGGCUAUCCUCGAUAAACGCUAUUGCUUCGGGAGGCAUCAAUAUUGGGUUUGGCGAUGGAGAUCUAUCUAAAGUCCAACUCCCCUACGAGGAUCCGUUGGUCAUCAGUCUCUUGGUGGUGAAUUGCAUGAUUAAGAGGGUUUAG
Molecule: messenger RNA, 465 nt
Organism: Cornus florida
Lineage: Eukaryota; Viridiplantae; Streptophyta; Magnoliopsida; Cornales; Cornaceae
Exons: 1
Coding region: 1-465 (154 amino acids)
Source: RefSeq, a predicted model, not a curated record